Messenger RNA from Penicillium cataractarum, 2598 nucleotides. Its product is annotated as putative RSC complex subunit (RSC1). The transcript has 5 exons. Lineage: Eukaryota; Fungi; Ascomycota; Eurotiomycetes; Eurotiales; Aspergillaceae. The record is from RefSeq and is a predicted model, not a curated record. Gene Ontology annotation, cellular component: RSC-type complex. Gene Ontology annotation, biological process: chromatin remodeling. Bases 1 to 2598 code for a protein of 865 amino acids. Gene Ontology annotation, molecular function: protein binding; chromatin binding.
AUGAGCAGCAUGGAGUCGCCGGAGCGUGAGCAGUCUGCGCCUCAGCCCGAGGAGCCCGUUACCUCCAUCGAGGAUGACGGCGCCGUCUCUGAAGAUCAGUGGCAAGGCAUGGGGGAUAUGCUCAUGGCAAUCUACGAUUUUCGCGAGCAGGAUGGACAUGACCCCUCGCGACUCUUCCAUCGCAGUGUCAAUAAACGCAUCGUCCCGGACUAUUACGAUAUUAUCAAGGAGCCAAUGGCGCUCAGUAUCAUCAAGCAGAGAAUCAACAAGCGGGAAUACAAGCAAAUCGCUGAUUUCGUGCGCGAUUUUGCCUUGAUCCCCCACAAUGCGCAAACCUACAACCGACCUAAGUCGCAAGCGUAUGAGGAUGCGCUAGUCAUCAAGGAUGUUAUCGUCUCGGAGUUGAAGAAGCUGGUCGAGAAGGAUCUACUCAGCGCCGAAGAAGCUGAGCUACCGGACCUAGGCGAAAUUCCAGAGGCAGACCCCUUGCCCGAUGACGAUGAAGAAGAUGAGGAUGAAGACGAAGACGACGAGGAGGACAGCGACGACGAGCGUCGGAAGAAGAAGCCAGGCCCGAAACCAGGGUCCAAGCGUGGAGGCCAUAAACAGGAGCCUGAUACGCGCAAGAAACGUGGGAGGCCCCCACGUGUGGACACUCCGAUGGAAACCCGGAUCAAGACCAUUCUCAAGGGAAUCCGCAAGCACAAGGGCCCAGGCGGCCAAUUGAAAAUCUCCCAUUUUGAACGCCUCCCGGACAAGAUCACGUAUCCAGAUUACUACAUGGAGAUCAAGGAGCCGAUUGCUAUUGAUAUUAUCAAGCGCAAGGCGAAGCGCAAGAAGUACAAUUCGGUCGAUCACUUCAUGCGGGAUCUAGAUCUUAUGUUCAACAAUGCCAAGGCCUACAACCAAUCAGAGAGCCAGAUCUACAAGGAUGCGGUCGAUCUACAGGUUGAGGCGCGCAAAUUGGCAGAACAGGAGAAGAAGAAGCCCGACAGCGAGUAUCUGAUGGAAGACGGGCGCUUCCCCUUACCCGACGGCAUCCUGUACCGCAACGAGCUGUGGAAGGUUGGUGACUGGGUCCACAUUCAGAAUCCCAACGAUGUCUCCAAGCCCAUUGUCGCCCAGAUUUACCGGACAUGGCAGGACUCAGAGGACCAGAAAUGGAUCAACGCCUGCUGGUAUUACCGGCCGGAGCAGACUGUUCAUCACUUCGAGAAGCAUUUCUACCCCAACGAAGUUGUGAAGACUGGCCAGUACCGCGACCAUCGGGUCGAGGAGAUUGUCGACCGUUGCUUCGUUAUGUUCUUCACUCGCUACAGCCGAGGUCGCCCCCGCGAUCUCCCUCCAGACAAGGAGAUCUAUGUCUGCGAGGCUCGAUACAAUGAGGAGAAACACAAGCUCAAUAAGAUCAAGACAUGGGCUAGCUGCUUGCCGGAUGAGGUGCGCGAGAAGGACUAUGAAAUGGAUCUAUUUGAUGUGCCGCGCAAGAUCAAAAAGGUUCCUAGUCCGAUCAAGCAUUUGUUGAAGAGCGAUGCAAAGGAAACCGAUGAUCUUCCCCGGCCAACUUGGGGUGCUGAUAAUGCGCCGCCAGUGGUGGGUGCGGUGCACCGUCGCCCUCGAGAUGAGAAUGAAUCUCCUCCUCCAGAGCCAACACCCUCGCCUCCCCCUCAACCACCAGCUCUACCACCACAGGCCAUGCCAGUAGCCACUCCCCGUCAACCCAUGAGCCAACCAAUUCAAAAUCCCAAUCUAGUUCCAGCAGGAGCUAUGGCAACUCCCCAGCUCCAAGCCCCAUCACCCGCAGUACCCGUGGCCCAGACAUCGCCCGUCCCCGUCCAUCAAGCCCCAUACCAGGCCCAAAUGAACCCGCAAAUGUACCAAGGCCCUAACCAGCGACGCCCAAGCAAUUUCGUGCCGCAGACCCCGACCGCAGCCUACCAGGCCUCUCCAGCAGCACCAGCAUACUCGGCAGCACAGCCAUCGCCAUACGGCAACUACCCCCCAAAUCGGGUCCACCCAACCGCAGCACCAGUCUACAACCCCAACGCACCCCGUCCAAUUGAAGUAUACCACCUCAACGACGCGGCCAACAGCGCAAUCCCCGCCGAUAUCCGUUCUCAAUUCCACUGCGACGCUCAGGGUCACGUCCUCUUCUUCGCAGUGCCUCCACUCGACCUAAUCCCGCACUCAGAACAGAAACUGGGCCACUCACUAAAGUACCUCGCCUCGAAAGAAGAACGAGCGAAGAAAGUCGCCGAGAACAAACGCAAACGCGCUGAGGAGCAGCGAGAACGCGAAGAAGCAGCGAAGCGCAAGCGUAUCGACGAGGAAACCGCCCUUGUCGGUCAAAUUGCUACGUUGACACCAAAGGCUAUUGAGAGUAUGGUGCAGCAAGUUGUUUCUGGCACGGAUGAAUUGUACAAGGCUAUCUACGACGAUCAAGCGGACAGCGUGCGUGUCGCAGAUGAAAGGGCGCGGGGAAGUCGAAUCCAGGCUGAUCGCGCAAAGAGCCAGUUGAUUGCGCAGAUUCAGGCGCAGACUAAGGAUGAGGGGUUUGUUAGUUUGAAGGGGAGUGCAAUGUAUCUUGGUGAUAUCUAG